Molecule: messenger RNA, 2536 nt
Organism: Limulus polyphemus (Atlantic horseshoe crab)
Lineage: Eukaryota; Metazoa; Arthropoda; Merostomata; Xiphosura; Limulidae
Product: glutamate-gated chloride channel-like
Exons: 9
Coding region: 174-1535 (453 amino acids)
Biological process (GO): regulation of membrane potential; chemical synaptic transmission; chloride transmembrane transport
Cellular component (GO): membrane; synapse; neuron projection
Molecular function (GO): extracellular ligand-gated monoatomic ion channel activity; transmembrane signaling receptor activity; chloride channel activity
Source: RefSeq, a predicted model, not a curated record
AUAGAAGAGGUAACUAGAGCGCGCAGUCAACCUGCUUCCUGCAAACCUAGAAUGACUUUAGCAACGUUAUGUGAAGGACAACAUGUUGAAAGAAUAAGAUUCACUGGGAAGGAAGCUGGUAAAGAAACCACCACUACAGUAAGGUCUGACAUGUCCAUGUCAUUAACCAGAAAAUGAGGAAACUGCAUUGGAGAAGUAAUGCAUUCAGUUCUUUGUGUCUUCUACUGUCCGGAUCUUUUUGUAGCGCCACCUAUGAAUCUUUUUCAAAAGGCGAUACAGACAAACAGAUAUUGGACUACCUAGUAGAUCCGAGAAGAUACGACUACAGAGUACGACCCAAUGAACAAACACUCAUAAACGUGAGCGUAGUUCUCCUUUCUUUAUCUUCUCCGGACGAAUCCAGCCUUGAAUAUGAGGUCGAAUUCCUACUACAUCAAGUGUGGUACGACCCAAGACUCACUUACAACGAUAGGGGUCACUAUAGGUACUUAAACGGAAUGAAGCACCUUCACAGAAUCUGGACACCUGACACCUACUUCAUCACGCACGGCGACUUCAAAGAACCACUAAUGCCAAUUCAUCUUGCCUUACAGGUGUCUCCAGAUGGAAAGGUGUUUCACACUCAGAGGAGAGAGGUGACUUUGAACUGUGAAGGCAACCUUGGCAUCUUUCCAUUCGACAAUCCAAAGUGUCCUUUUUCCCUCGAAAGUAUUUCCCACGAGAAUUCUGAAGUACAGUUUGAGUGGUCGACCUUGACCCCAGGUCUUCAGGAUGCUACUUCAUUGAGGAAACAUAAUGCUUACCUAGUAAAAAAUGAAACCGGGUUAUGUGAUGAAAGACACACAUGGCGAGGUAACUACAGUUGUCUAACUGUACUUCUAGUCUUCACCAGAGAUAAAUCCUACUAUUACACGGCUGUUUACGUUCCUGGAACUCUUCUGGUAACCAGUUCUUUCCUUAGUUUCUGGCUUGAUAUAAACGCUGUACCAGCACGUGUGAUGAUUGGUGUCACCGCUAUGUUAAACUUCUGUACCACGACCAAUAGCUUCCGGUCAACACUUCCUGUAGUGUCAGAUCUUACUGCCAUGAACCUGUGGGAUGGGAUCUGCAUGUUUUUCAUCUAUGCUUCAUUACUAGAGUUUAUUGCAGUGAAUUACCUGUAUAGAAAUAAGGAAAGCCCUCUCUAUAACACAACGCAAGACUCUUUGGGGAAAUGCCCUUCUCAGGAUCGCUAUCGUAGGCGGGGGAAAAGUGAUAAGAUUGAACCUCAAGCAAGGAGCUCUGAAAUGGAAAUGAUUUCCCCAUCCUCUACCGACGGAGUUUCUGAACAAGAUAAAGAGAUUUCUAGUACAAAAUCUAGGUUUACUUGUCUUAGGAUAUCAAAAAGUCUGAAUUCGUAUCCAGUCUUAGCUGUAAAGAUUGAUAAAGUAUCCAAACUUUUAUUUCCAGUCUUGUUUUUCAUUUUUGCGUUUGGGUAUUUCAUAAACUACGCGGUUGUCCAAACUGCUGAAGAAGAAAAUUGGGAACUUACUUAACAAUUAUAGCUUUGAAGAAUGAGACCUACAAGAAAAGGUCAAAGUUCAUGUUGAUAUUAGUAGCAUACUUCGGCCAUAGACUAAUAAUAUCACUUUUUGAAAUUUUGGGAUAAAGCUUUCUUAGACUAUCCUUCAAUGCAGAAAUGUGCAGAACAUGUUAAAUGGCUUUUGAAAUUAAAUUAUUAAACUAAAAAAAACAUUCUUUAGUAAUAUUAGUAACUCAAGUUCUCUAGAACGUUUUAUCCAGUAAUAAUUCUUAUGCUCUUUACUCAGAAAUAAUUAAUUUAUCUUAUAUUGUCCACUCAGAAAUAACUCAAGCUUUGUUGUAUUGUUCACUUCAGAAGUACCUCAGAUUCUCUAGUACUAUUUUUCUGAGCGUCAUACAUUUGUUUGGUGUCUCUUCUCAACUAAAGACAUUAAAUAAUAUAUUAUUGUAGCUUAUUUAAGCAGUAAAUACUAACAGAUAUUUUCUAUAAACUAUUCCAAGCAAACUAAGUAAGACUGAGGAGUUCUGUACUGUUGAGAGGUAAACUGAGCAUCGCUAAUGUAAAUAUAAUCACAGUUGUACUAAUCUUUAUAAAGCUAACAUUUUGUACAUUGAUAAUUGCGUUGUUAAUUAAAUAAUUCUUUUAUCGACAUUUGCACUGUUAAAUCAGGUAAUGAACUUUAUAUUAUUAAUGUCUGCAUUUCCAUGAUUCAAUCACCUAAGAGAUUCUAUAUUAUUAAUAUCAACAUUUGGAUUGUUAAGUCACGUAAAUAAUUUUAUAUUAUUAGUGUCAACAGUUGAAUUUUUAAAUCGCAUAAAUAAUUUUAUGUUGUUCGUGUCAACAUUUGCACUGUUAUAUAAUAUCAACACAUUUUUAUUAUUAGUAUUCCUAAUUGUCUUGUUGUAUUUAUAGUAUAUUAUGUUUACACUAUAUCUGUGUAUUUUGAUAAAUAAAACGACAUAUCAUAUUUUUAACCGCGCCAUAGCGGCUCAUAGAAUGGCUCUGAGUUUUUCA